CUUCGCGUUCAAACGUAAUUUCCGGCUUUUGUAGAGUAGAAUACUUAAUUUUUGUUUUAAGUUACUAUAUUUCAAUUAUAAGUUCAUACAUAUAUUUUAUAUCAAUUUUGAUUAAGUUCUCUAAUGCAUUGUAAUUCAAGAUGUUCUUAUUCAUAAAUUAACAUAAAAAAGCAAUCAAAUGAAAUUUUUACUUAAUUUAAGUAUUUUUAAAUUUUAUAUCAUAAGUGUUCUAGUCUCAUCGUAUACAGUUCCCGAUGCGACUGUAGAAAUUAUAAAGCCAAAAGGAUUUCGACUUUCAUUACCAAACGAAAAUGGCAUCAGUGAGGUGUCUUUCAAUGUCAAAAUUAAUCAAAGGAUAAACCUCUACCAACCUGGAGACUUUGCUGCCAUAAUCAAAGAACGUACAAAUGAUGUUUGGGCUUUUGAUAAUAUCAACACCAUAGUUAAGCCUGGCGAUGAAAUCAACUAUUGGGUACAUGUUCGAUUUGGAAAUGGAAAAAAUCUUCGUGAAGUUGGAAUCGUCCCAGUUACGUCCAAAUCUGUUGAAAUUUUAAAUUUUUGUCCAGAAAAAUCCCAAGAAUGUGCAGCAUCGAGUGAUAAACUGGAAUGCAAACUAUCUGCAACUACAGUUGGUGGCAAACAAGUGUGCAAAGAUGAAUUAAUAUUCGAGGAUAACUUUGAGACAUUAGAUUGGACUAAAUGGAGUCGAGAAAUACGAAUACCACAAUCAUCAGAUGAUGGGCAAUUCGUGAUGUUUCUUGAUAAACCAAAAAACUGUCACGUGAAGAAUGGACAACUGCAUAUAAUUCCAAGUUUGUCAUCAGAAGUGCUCGGCAAAGAUGUUAAACGCAUUAGGAAUGGAGAAUACAACCUGGGAGCACAAUGUACAGCUAUUCUAGAUAAAUCACAAGAAUGUCGAAAAAAGGCUCAAUUCUAUCAAAUCCUCCCACCAGUUGUGUCGGCUAGGAUCAAUACAAAGCACUCGUUUAGUUUUCGGUAUGGAAGAGUUGAAGUCAAAGCGAAGCUCCCCAAAGGCGAUUGGCUAUUUCCAUUGAUGUUGCUUGAGCCUCUGGAAAAUUACUAUGGAGUAAAAAACUACAUGUCAGGACAGAUUAGAAUUGCAUUCAACCGAGGGAACAAUAUUCUUCUAGAUGGCAACUAUACUGACAUUUCUAACAAAUGGAUAUUUGGUGGUGUUGUGAUGUCUAACUUGGAAAAAUAUCGCAAUCAGUUUUUACGUGGAACAAAGAUUGAUUUGGAUCUAAGUGCAGAUUUUCAUAUAUAUUCCUUAACAUGGAUGGAGGAUCAGUUUAUUUUGGCCAUAGAUGGAAAAGUAUACAGUCAAAACUUCAUAGUGGACUUUUCUAAGUGGAUGGAAAAAAUUCAUGGUCAAACUAGAGUGACAUCCAAAAUGGCACCAUUCGAUAAAGAGUUUUAUCUUGCUUUUGGAGUUGCAGCAGGAGGACACUCUGAUUUUCCUGAUUACUGUAAAAGUGGCAUUGAUAGAAUAUCGAAGCCUUGGAAAAACGGAGAUCCCAAAGCGGAAUUGUUCUUUUGGAAAGAUGUCGAUAGUUGGUCAAAAACAUGGGUUAGUGAUGCUAGUGGCCUCCAUAUUGAUUAUGUGAGAGUUUAUGCAUUGUGAAAUAAAAUGAAAUGAAAACAAACGUUCUCAAGGAUUAAAAUUUAGAAAA
This is a messenger RNA of Eupeodes corollae, 1691 nucleotides long. RefSeq names its product beta-1,3-glucan-binding protein-like. Lineage: Eukaryota; Metazoa; Arthropoda; Insecta; Diptera; Syrphidae. The record is from RefSeq and is a predicted model, not a curated record. Gene Ontology annotation, molecular function: carbohydrate binding; hydrolase activity, hydrolyzing O-glycosyl compounds. The transcript has 5 exons. The coding region runs from base 179 to 1642 and encodes 487 amino acids. Gene Ontology annotation, biological process: carbohydrate metabolic process.